Molecule: messenger RNA, 1029 nt
Organism: Haliotis rufescens (red abalone)
Lineage: Eukaryota; Metazoa; Mollusca; Gastropoda; Lepetellida; Haliotidae
Product: polyamine oxidase 7-like
Exons: 2
Coding region: 1-1029 (342 amino acids)
Molecular function (GO): oxidoreductase activity
Source: RefSeq, a predicted model, not a curated record
AUGCUGGAAGGUUCGAAUAGAAUUGGUGGGAGGGUCAAAUCUGUAAAAUUUGGCGGCAAGCCUGUUGAGGAAGGGGCGAACAGGGUGAUAGGAAAAGAAGGCACCCGUUUAUGGGAUGUUGUCCAGAAGUACAAAGUGUCAGGAAAAAAGACAGAUUAUGACAGUGUUCUAAUCAGAAACUUCCGUGGCCUCACAGGUACAGAAGGAGAAAACGCAUGGACCAAAUUAGAAGCUGCUCAAAUGACCGUAUCCGAGAUCUACAAGAGAAUUGAAGACAAGAAAACGGAGGACAUGUCUGCGCGAACCAGCCUGGACAUUGGAAGAUGGUCUCCUGUGGAAAAGGUUGUGGAGAUAUUUGACUAUGACUUCGAGUAUGGGGGAUCCCCGGGAGUCACUUCAUGCUAUAGUUUCGGUAUUCCUGAAGAAAGUGCCAACGAUCUCUACUACAUCAUGGACAAAUCGGGUAUUGGUGUCCAGAAAAGCGGCUCUGUGACCUUCAACCCACCACUCCCAGACUGCAAGAACGACAAUCUGUUCCGGGUCCGGUUAGAGAACUAUGUUAGUGUAUACUUCAAAUUCCCUAACACCUCAUCGAGGUUCUGGGACAACACUAAAUACAUCCUGUACGCUGAUGACAGACGAGGUUUAUUUCCAGUCUGGCAGAACCUAGAGGUUGACGGACUAUUUUCCCCUGGAACUAACAUUCUCCAGAUGGUCACACAGGGGGAAGAUGCAGACAGAGUGUCCGAACUGACUGAUGCAGACAUCACUGGUGAGGUGAUGGCGAUACUCCGGCGCGUCUACACGAACGUUGUCGAUCCGGAAGAUGUAUUCAUCACCAACUGGAAGAGUAACCCGUUGUACAUGGGAAGCUUUUGCAACAUGGACACCUUGGCAUUCAAGCCGGUAAUCUUUGAAGCUAUAAGAGCUCCUGUUGGGAACGUCUUCUUUGCAGGGGAUUCGAAGCUUUUGAUUGGGAGUUUGCCUGUUAUUCAACGCGGGCUGCGAGGAGCGGAAUCUACACUGUGA